CGAGGCCUGUCUGCAAAGCGGAAGUGAGGAGGAAAACAACAGCGGCGGCGGCGGCGUCGACUCUCGGUAGUUGAGCUAAAAGGGAGAAACCCUCGCGGGACACGUCGACUUCACGGUUCCGUUCAAGUGCCUUAGGUUAGUUUACGGUGAGUUCCAGAGGUUCCGGUUUUCACGAUGUCGUUAAUCGCGAAGAUCUUCGGCGGCGGUGGGAAAGGUGGGAAGGCGCCCACCACCCAGGACGCGAUCCAGCGGCUCCGGGAGACCGAGGAGAUGUUGUCCAAGAAGCAGGACUUCCUCGAGAAGAAGAUCGACCUGGAGCUGGCGACGGCCAAGAAGUACGGCACGAAAAACAAGCGAGGAGCUCUACAGGCCUUGAAGAGAAAAAAGCGUUAUGAGAAGCAGCUGGGUCAGAUUGACGGGACGUUGUCAACCAUCGAGUUCCAGAGAGAGGCGUUGGAGAACGCUAACACCAACACAGAAGUGCUUAAGAACAUGGGCUUUGCCGCCAAGGCAUUGCAGGGCGCACACCAACACAUGGACAUAGACAAAGUAGAAGAUUUGAUGUCGGACAUCACAGACCAGCAGGAAUUAGCUCAAGAGAUCUCUGAUGCCAUUUCCAGACCAGUCGGCUUUGGAGAAGAGUUUGAUGAGGAUGAGCUCAUGGCUGAGCUGGAGGAUCUGGAACAGGAAGAGCUGGACAAAAAUCUUCUGGAAAUCCAAGAAACAGACGAUGUCCCUCUACCCAGCGUACCAUCUACAUCUCUCCCUGCAAGACCAGCCAAGAAGAAGGAGGAAGACGAAGACGACUUCUCGGAACUCGAGGCCUGGGCAGCUAACUAAGCUAGCUUGCCAUUCCAGCUAGCUAGCGCCCCUCUCCGGUCUGUUUCUGUGCCACCAGACUGGUCCCAUUCAUCUGGAGGACAGACAGAGACUCUGGGCUUAAAGUCGACAUCCCAAUAUCUAACCAUACCCCCCGCCCUGAAGUAUGCACUUGUGCUGAUGUGAACCCAGGCUGUUCUCUUCAAAUUAAUGUUAUAAUAAGAAUCUCUUUGCUCCACCUGCACACUCCUCUGUAUCUGAAGGGCAUCGAGCAUGAAAAGUAAAUGUCGUGCCCUCGCAGCCUGUGGUUAUGAUUAUCAAAAUGCUCUUUUUAAGAAAGAGAGUGCCCGAAUGAGCACUUAGGACCGGAGCUUGCAAGUGCAUACUUCUAGGGAAGGGUGUGUGGAGGAACACGACAAUGCUUGUUUCUGGGAGGAAUGUGAAAAAAUAAUCAAAAGAUGUGUGGGAAGAAAAAUCUGAAAGACGACGUGACUCAGCCAUUUCUCUGCUUCCUGUGCUGUCAUGUCUCUGCUCUUCUGAGGUGGUGACCACAUCCUCCAUCAACACCAUCUCUGCUAAAUCUCAACAAAAGGAUUCAUGAUGAAAGUGUGGGACUUCCUUAUUGAAACGUCACUGUCAAACCACAAAACAACACAUCACAGAUAUGUAACAGUGCAGUAAGACACCUGGUUAUUAGAGAAUCUGUGAGCCAUAUCUCGCACUGCCGAAGUGCCCUUGGGCAGCUUCUUGUUUACUUAUCUAGGGCCAUGUUGGUCCAACCACUUAAAAUACUAAAAUGUUGUGUGAGGAGAGAGUAAAAAUAGAUGAAAACGUUUAGAGUACCAGUGAUGCCAGUGCUCUGGCUCCACUGAUGAUCCUUAACCACCAUGGUCCCCUUUGCCAAACAUUGAAAAAGUGAAAAAUGGUUCAGUCACGACUCUCACUGGAUAUUAGAAGCUUUCAACCUCAUUUUUCAAAAGCAACUAAUUAUCACUGCUAACGUGCUAAUGCUCGACUUUGCCAGAGACUUUGGUUUCUAAACUUCAAAUCAAGUCGAUGACACUGGCAGAUAAGAGCAGACUAAUUAAUAGAGAGAGUCAUUUGCUCUGUGAACCUUAAAAAAUAUCAUGAAUAUUCCACAACAAAAGCAAAAAUGAGAUAAAAUCAAGAAAACUAAAUUUCUUGGAUAAUCCUGUAAAAUCCUGAUCUGACCCGUGAUAACUCCAAUAAGAUUGAUUUUAUGAAUUUAUUAUCUAGGUACAAAAUCAUAUUAUUUUUAUUAUAUUUGGACAAUUUAUACAUUGCUGUCAAGAUGGUGCAGGUACGAGUGGCCGCUAGAGGACACAUUACAAUGCUUCCGUUUGUGAAUUUGAAAUUCCCUCGUCUGUGGUUUAACAGUGACGUCUUCUGAGAGAAUCCCACACGUGUUGAAUUGUAAAGAUUCUGGGCGUGAGCGAUGUUUCCUCGGCCCCAUGACACAGUGACCUCCUGUGAUUAUCACAUCAACUCAAGACGGUGACCUGGAUUUCCUUUUUUUUCUUCCUUCUUUUACUAUUAACUCACCUGUAGUGAAAAACGUUUGAUUUGAACAUUGAACAACACACGUGACAUGUGUUGGCCCUCAUGGAGAAAAGGAGGAUUUGAGCGAGUCCAGCUGCUGCUCACCGCCCUGCUACUUAUGCUGUAAAGCCACACCCCCCUCCUCCCAUCUGCAAACACAUUUAUGCAUGGACGGACUGAGGUCGGCCCAGAUCCAACAGCUGGUUGAGUGUGAACAUAUUUUUAAAAAAGAAGGAGCAAUUAAAAACGUUUCUCAUUUUUGUAACGCUAAAGUCAGUGGGUCGACCUCAACCCUUUAUAUUUAACAACAAACUAUCGAGAAGAAGUGUAGAUAUGAUGCCAAUGGAGUUUGUUUUUCUUUUUCCUGUGUGUGUGUGUUUUGGCUCAAAUAUUACUCAUGUGCUAUCUGGCUGUUCAGAACAGUGUGACCAGUAGCCAGUUCUGCUCAGAGCUCUACAAAGGGUUGGACAUCGGAGAUUGUUUUUCCCCGUGUGGCAACCAUGUUGCUCUGUGACUGUUGUCAAUGUUGGGUUGUAUACACUUUAUCUUAAUAAAGUUGGGAUUUAAUGCAAA
Molecule: messenger RNA, 2952 nt
Organism: Platichthys flesus (European flounder)
Lineage: Eukaryota; Metazoa; Chordata; Actinopteri; Pleuronectiformes; Pleuronectidae
Gene: chmp4ba
Product: charged multivesicular body protein 4Ba
Exons: 5
Coding region: 175-840 (221 amino acids)
Biological process (GO): late endosome to vacuole transport via multivesicular body sorting pathway; vesicle budding from membrane
Cellular component (GO): cytoplasmic side of plasma membrane; ESCRT III complex; multivesicular body
Source: RefSeq, a predicted model, not a curated record